UUCGCGAUAUGUAGCGUAAGGAACAACAUGGGUUCUGCUGGUAGUUGUGGUAGAGGUGAAAUCAUUCAGAACGAAAUACCCACGUUCAAGAUUGUUCUUGUCGGUGACCCUGAAGUUGGAAAAUCAAGUAUUUUUUUACGCUACACGAAGAACCAGUUCGACUACAGUUACCAGCCUAGUGUCUCUGUGAGCAUAGGAAAUGUUGUGAAGCAUGUCAACAUCCCAUUUGAGACCAUCGUGUCUGUGGCAUUAUGGGACCUUCCUGGGCGAGAGGAAAUGGACUUGCGAAGAAGCUAUUACAAGGAUGUGGAUGCUGCUAUUGUUGUUGUUGACAUGGAUGACAUUGACUCUGUGACUAUGGCAGGAACCUGGAAACAAGACAUUGUCAACAAUGCUGUAUUUACAGCUAAUAAUGGAAAUAUAAAGGAAAACAUUGCAGACUCUAAACUGAUCCCAAUUCUACUUUUGGGGAACAAGAUGGAUAAGCUCAAAUAUCAAAAAGCCGAAGAAGAGAGAAAUGAUGGCGAUGAGAUGACUUACUUAGAAACAGUGCGAGUAUUGGAGGGUGUGGCAUUACAACAUGGCUUUGUCGGAAGUGUUACAGUGUCAGCCAAAGAGAGUGAUAACAGUGUACACGCUGCAAUCCAGUCUCUCAUACGGCAUCUCUUGCAACAGAAAUUGAAGAAAAAAAAAUUGGCUUCAAAGGGUGGCAAACUCAGCAAGAAUGACCCAGAACUUGAAGAGAAAAACUAUGUUACGAUAAGUCCUUUGGAAAUUUCAGAGAAAAAGGAGUUUAUUCCACUUAUUGUUACAAAAGUGCCUGAGUUUGAUGUGUUCUUUGCUGAGUGCAAUGACCCAAUUGACACAAUUCAAAACACAAGUACAGGACUCCUUGAUGCCAUGAAUAAUUUUAAGAGAGCUUGUAGUAUAGCAGGAGUUACUAGCAAUGCAAAGGCAAGUCUUGAAGAAUGUAUAGAUGGACUGAAGCAGUUAAUAAGGACAGAUGAUGAUGAAGAUGCAUUGGAGGCACAUGAAGAUGGAGGGUUUAUCAAGUUGUUAGUGAAAGAAGAAGUGAAGGAACGUGUCAGUGGCCCAGUACAGAGAGUUUUGAAGUCAUUCCACUCAGAGGUUGGUGCUGCAUCCAAAAAAGUUUUAGUUCAGUGUCCUGGUGCUUUAAACAGCCUGCGUGAAAAUGAAGACAAAAUAAAUGAACUAAAAGCUACAGCAUUUGAGCGUGCUACAGCUCGAGGGAUGACGCAGAGGAGGGCUAAAGCAGCAGUCUGCAAUAUUGAUGCUAACUGCACCAGAAUAGGAGAAGCUGUGGCUACAGCAAUGGAAACCAUGACAGCUGUUGAUAAUGACUAUAAAAAGAUCAAGGCAGCUAUGUUGUGGUAACUUGGUGCCUGCAGUAUUUUUAUCUAUGAGCAUGCCUUUGAGGCAAUAACCUGGCAGUAGCUAGCAGUGGGACCACACCCACACUGCAAUUGGAUUUUUAUAGAAUACUCCUUUACCUUCCAAGAACAUACCUAACUAAGAGCUUGAGUUUUAGUGAAACCUCUUUUGUAACAAGUAUGAACCCUUUGAACAACUGAACCCUUUGAACGCAGUCUCUUCUGGUUGAAGUCUUCAGUCUCACUACAAGUCAACACUCCUUUGCAUGAAUACGUCUCUCAGGACACUUAGUGCUGGUUUCGGCUUGAUUUCCAUAUCUCUGUCUAGCAUGGUCUUCAAGGAGCAGAGGAUAACAAGUAGCUCAUUUGAUUAGUUGACGUUGACUACCUAACCAUUUAAUAACAUCAUAUGAAUGUCUAACACUCCGAGGUCACCCCAGUGUCUUUCUAUGAUAUUUAAUUGGUAGAAAACUUUCAAUUUUUCAAAAAGUUGAGAAUAUAUUUUAUGAAAUUACUCAGGGGUAUCAUACAUAUUUCGAGACAAGGAGAAGGCUUUUAAGGCUUUUUGCAAAACGACCUUCCAAACUAUGAAAAGAUAAAUUAAUGUUGAAAGGAUUACAGUUUUUAUUAAUUAU
Messenger RNA from Stylophora pistillata, 2026 nucleotides. RefSeq lists its product as uncharacterized. Lineage: Eukaryota; Metazoa; Cnidaria; Anthozoa; Scleractinia; Pocilloporidae. The record is from RefSeq and is a predicted model, not a curated record. Gene Ontology annotation, molecular function: GTP binding; GTPase activity.